AUGUCAGAACAAAUAUCUGAACAAUCUAUAAAAUUAAAUUUGAUUGAAAACAAUUUAAAAUUUACAAAGUUAAAGGGUUCUGAAUUUUUUGAAAAUCUUGCUGAUGAACAAAAACCUACUUCUCUUUUGAUUUUUUCUCCUGAAUUAAUCACUCAAUCUGAUCUUGGUGAAAUUUUUGUUCUUCGAAAUGUCGCAAACCAAUUCAAACGGAAAGAUCCUAGUGCUUUAGCUGUAUUAGAAUUCGCUGUGGAAAAACUUGGG
Molecule: messenger RNA, 261 nt
Organism: Racocetra fulgida
Lineage: Eukaryota; Fungi; Glomeromycota; Glomeromycetes; Diversisporales; Gigasporaceae
Source: the annotation of a GenBank genome assembly